UACCACCUCCGAUGCUUCGACCUCAUUAACUUCCCUUUCUCCUCCGGUCUUAAACUGGCUCUGCUUACACUUUCUAACAUUCUUAUUUAACAAACCAUCUCCCCUUUUCCGCCAUUUUUAACCGACUCAAGCUCACCCCCUUCCUCCCUCUCUCUCUCUCUUAGACCUCCUCUGCCCGCCAUUCCUCCUCCGCAUUCAAAGUACUGUAUACGUAUCCUUAUGAUUAUACUGCACUUCUCCUGACAUACAUCUUGCCCUUGCCUUAUGGCAAAUGCCUCACAUAUUCCUAUUCCCUUUAUCUAGCGCUGGGAACAUGUGACAGUGGAAUGGUGACGUCGAUAUUCAGCGACGCUCUACGGUUUGUGUACAAUUUCAAGCUUGAUGGGAGGGUUACGUUUAGGACAACUGCAUCAAAUGUGUCUUUGUUUUGUCUUAUAAUCGUGAGAAUUCCCUCGAUCCUCUAUUUACUCAAGUGUAUCUGCACUUUUGCAUAUCUCUGUUGAUGGGUACUGUCAUAUAGUUGUUUUUGCACUAAUAUAAAGGAAUUUAAAUUCUAGUUUUCAGAGAGAGUGCAUGUCUCUCUUGGCCAUAUUUUACAGUUGAUGAACGUCUGCUCCAGGACUUUAGCUGUAGGCUACCUGGUAUGAAUGAAUAAUAUCUUAUGCAAACGAAUGCACAUUAUAGUGAAUGUUGAUCUCAGUAUGUCCCUGCACAAGAUGCUCUCCUAGCGCCCCUAUUUUUUUGUGUGCCACUUAGUUGUAUCCUGUGAACAUAUGCCUUAUGCUGCCCCCACUGAAAGAUUAGUUAGUUGUCAGGUAGAUAUUGCUCAAGUCUCCAACAAUGCUGUGGUACGGCCGGCCAUCUGUCGCAGUGUGAAUGGAACUGUCAGUUGGUCCGUCUGUAAACCAGGCUUGACUCAUGACUGAGUACUACGAGGAGGGGGGGCUGCUGUACGAGCACUCGCCUCCCAUGCACAUCAAAGUGGAGUCUCCGGAGGGACCCUUCGGAGGGGGCGUCUCAGAGGACGGCUUUCCCAGGGAGGAUGAGGACUCGGAAGGCAGCUGUGACCAAAGCAGUGGGCUGCCUGGUGGACUCCCCUUCAACGUGGUGGUGGUGCAUCCUAACAUCAUGACCCCUGGCAUGUCCUCAGAUGACCUCCUAUCCAUGGAACAGCACAGAGGUAUGUCCUCUAUGUUGGCAGCAGGGGGUGCAGGAAAGAGGAAGAGUCGUUUUAGCGGUGCAGAGCUGGAGGUGCUGGUUUCUGAGGUGACGCGGUGUGAGGGAGAGCUUUUUGGUCCUGCUGGGAGGCUCCGGCGCAGGGAGAGAGAGAGGAUCUGGGCAGGGAUCCUGGAGCGGGUCAACGCUGUGUCCAGAGUCCCUCGUACCCUCCGCGAGGUCAAGAAGCGCUGGGACGACCUGAAGAGACGCAAUGGAGGCAGGCUGGCAGACGCUAGGCACCGCACUUGUUACCUGCCAUCCAACAGAGGGGCUUCCAUGCUGGGACGGUCAGCUCAGGCAAGCCCCAGGCUUCACCAGGCCAGACAGAAGCAAAGCACCAGAGGGAAGGCCAGUUUCACGUGCUUAACUGAUACAGAACCAGUGGGUGGAGGUGAAGGGUCGGAGAGGGAUGGCUUUGAGAAGGAUGAGGAUAGUGGAGCGCGGGAAGGGGAGGUGGGAGAGGCGGGAGAGGCGGAAUGCGAGGGGGCAGAGAGCAGUAUGGAGGAAAAGCUGGGUUUAGGACUGGGACUGGGGAUAGGACCUCCCCCUAACUCGGAACGCUGGCUGCCUCCCUCUCCCCUCUACAGCGCCCCUUUCCUCAAUGGGACUCCUCAGCCUAGUCCCCAGCCCUCACUAGGGGCCCAGCAGGGACCAUUGGAGGCCCCUCCUCGCGGCUUAUGGCUGGAGGACGAGCUACGCGGCGUGGGGGAGGCAGCUCUGCAGCUGGGGGAUCGGGUGGAGCAGAGUCUUCGGGAGUUUGGGGAGGGAUUCAGAUGUGAUAUGAGAACAUUAGUGGCCUCUCAAGAGGCACUGGCAACCAGCCUACAGCAAAACAAUGUUCUCCUGCAAAGGCUGCUGGGAGUCCUAGAGGCACAGCAGCAGCAACAACCACCACAGCAGCAGCCACAUCAUUCCCAAAAACAACAGCCACAACAAUCAAUAAUGCAGCAACCACAACAGUUACAGCAGCAGCAACCACAGCCUCAACAACCAAUUCAGCAGCAGCAGCCGCAGCAGCAACAACAACAGAUACAACCACAACAGCAACAACUGUUACUACAGCAACCCCAACUGGUGCAGCAGCAGCAACAACAACAGAUACAACCACAACAGCAACAACUGUUACUACAGCAACCCCAACUGGUGCAGCAGCAACAACAGCUACAACUGCUACCACAGCAACCACAGCAGCAACACCCCCAGAGUCCAAUGUCUGAUGUGUAG
Molecule: messenger RNA, 2442 nt
Organism: Salvelinus namaycush (lake trout)
Lineage: Eukaryota; Metazoa; Chordata; Actinopteri; Salmoniformes; Salmonidae
Product: RNA polymerase II degradation factor 1-like
Exons: 5
Coding region: 919-2442 (507 amino acids)
Cellular component (GO): nucleus
Source: RefSeq, a predicted model, not a curated record